AUGCAAGAAAAUGAGCUAAAUGGUCAUAUUCCUACAAGUCUUGGAUUUCUUGAAAAUCUAUGGAAAUUAAAUAUGUCUUAUAAUGGACUCACCGGAAAUAUUCCUAACAAGAUUUUCAACCUCCCUUCUCCUAUUGAAAUUGGUUUAGUUAACAACAGUCUCUCAGGAAGUCUACCUUUGGAUAUUUGCUACAAUCUUCCGAAGCUAGAGAGCCUAAGGCUUUCAGGGAAUCAAAUAAGUGGCAACAUUCCUCCAAGAUUAGGAACAUGCCUGAAUCUUAAAAUACUUUCUUUGUCGUUGAAUAAUUUUACUGGAAGCAUUCCGACGGAAAUCGGGAAUUUGUCAAAGCUUCAAGCUCUCUAUCUUGGAGGAAAUAAAUUGAUAGGUACGUUUAAAGCAUUAAUUUUCAUAGACAUAUAUGAUAUAUCUCCCAGUUCAUCAAAUAAUAUUUCCACAUUUUUUGAAAAUUGA
Fraxinus pennsylvanica is the source of this 471-nucleotide messenger RNA. The record is from the annotation of a GenBank genome assembly. NCBI's taxonomy places the organism in Eukaryota, Viridiplantae, Streptophyta, Magnoliopsida, Lamiales, Oleaceae.